Molecule: messenger RNA, 2629 nt
Organism: Diachasma alloeum
Lineage: Eukaryota; Metazoa; Arthropoda; Insecta; Hymenoptera; Braconidae
Product: ankyrin-2
Exons: 2
Coding region: 188-2251 (687 amino acids)
Source: RefSeq, a predicted model, not a curated record
GCCAGUUGUAGAGCGAACGUCACUGCUUGAUGGGUUCAGGCAGUUUGAAAUUAUUUCGGUCUAGACUCGGUUAGAUUUGAGUUUUGAUAUUGCAGAACACUCUGAGAUGGAUAUUAGUUUUCAUGGUAACAAUGUCAACUGUUUGAGAAGAUUGAAUAUUUUUUCUUUGGUUGAGACAUGAGGUCUAAUGGUGGUAGAGGUGUUUAACUGUGCAGCGAAAAUAACUGGUGGAAAAAUGGCGGUUAUUCUGGGUACUGCGGUGGCAAUCACGGCUUUUUCAGCGUGCAUUGCUCCAUUGCUACAUUGCCCGGAUGAUGACGAUGACAACGACUUCGAAGAGUCCAAAAAAACUCUUGCUCGCACCGCCGGAAUUAUCCCGAAGCCUCAAUCAUUGAUGACAAUUUUCUUGAAUGGGCUCAGGAAAAUAGGUGUCAUCUCUCCGUCAACCGACACCGAAAAAUCUCCCCCGCCAAGCUCUCGCAAAAAUCCAACAAAGGGAAAGGCGUUAUUCACGUGCGUCCCGCCAGUGGUACCGGUCGUCCAAGUCUCGACAACUCCACGGGAUCCACCGAAGAAUGUGCAGGAGCCAGUGCACAAUUCCCUGGUUCCUCCUGUGAACGAUUCAGACAAACGCAACGUCAUGCAGUGCGUCAACAUCCAUUUAAUCCUGUCGAGGUCGACACAGUCCACGCAGACAGAAGACGAUUAUUUAAGUGCAAUGGAAACAACAGGGACUUCUCAGGGUCCACAAAUACCUGAGGGGAUACACGAGUCGUCAGCCGUCGAGCCGAGAUCAUCAGACGUGGGUACUCAAGCAGACACACUAAUGACUGAGGAUCGGUCAACACUUCCAGUUCAAAGAACUUCAAGUAUAGCUACUCAGGUAAGAUUAUUGAUGCCGGAGGCCAGAUCGACGCUUUCAGCGCCAAAAUCGUCAAGCGUAGGUACUCAAGCGAGACUAUUAAUGACUGAAGACAAGUCCACCCUUGCACCUCUAAGAUCAUCAGUCCAAUCAGGCCCAUUGAUGACCGAAGACAGAUUAACGCUUCCACAUCCCAGAUUACUACAACAAGCAGAAUCGGUAACGACCGACGAGUCAACUACAUCAUCUGCAGUUCGAAAUCCAUCAUCAUCAGCUGCGGAUACUGAAGGCAGUCGUACCGACCCCCAGGUUCCGUUAAAAAUUCUAGUCCCACAAGUGCCGAAGCCUCCACGAGCCCACCCCCCUCAAAAAUUCAUAACCGAAGCUUUAGGCCAUCGAGAUGCUUCGCUGAGAAUCGCUACUGAAAUGCAGACCAAGUCAUCCCUCAACCAGACGUCUUCAGACGGAUCUAGUCGCUUGCAGAUGAGACCGACACCAACAGGCAGAUUCCGUGCACAAUCAUCCCAUCAGUAUCACUCAUCUACAAGUUUUUCGUCUUCGAGUAUGGAGCCGCCAUCAGCGACGUUAUAUCCCCGCCAUCUUCCAGGAUCGAAUCCUUCGAGGAGUCGACGGUCUGGAGAGUCUAAGAAGACGCUCUCAGACUCGUCGGCCUCACUGACCGACAGGAUCAAGAGUACCUUGAAGUCCUUGCAGACUUCUAAAUCAAGGAGUAACGGGAUUGACUCAAAAGAUCGUCCAGACACGACGGGAGGGCAAACUCAUGCGUCUGAUGACUGGCGUCGCAGUAGACGUCUGUAUUUGGCUGAGGCGUCGAGGCCGAGUAGUGUGAUUCAGGAUUUGGAGAGAUCCAGUGAACCUUAUUCAACCUCAGAGGUAAUGUCCUCGACUAGAGUGCCCAAUGUUUCAAUGAUCAGUGUCGCCGAAGAAAUUGGGAAUGAUCCACCCGGAUUUCCUGACGACAUAUCCCAUGAAGCUGAUCAUAAUCAAGAGGAGGAGGUGGUCAGGAGGUGGAACAGAGACAUAAAUCAUCUCAUCAGGACACAGAAUGCCUUCCUAGGGAGGAAUGGACAUCAUCUGCUUCCAAGUGAUCAUCAGGAGGCCACGAAUGAGUGUCCUGAACUCAGUCCAAGCAGACCACCAGAAAUUCUACUCUGCUGUCAUCGCCCAGAUUCAAGGACUACCAUCUCGGAUGCUGAGACAGAUCAACCGUUUCUUCGUAAGGAGAGGAGGGGAAUUACUGAGAGGGUGCGGAACUUCUUCCUACGUCGUGGGAGGAGGAAAUAUAGAAGGACUUUUCCGGAGUGCGAUACGACGUUUGAGGGGACUCUCAGGUGGAACUUGAGACCCCAGCAAUGCAGUUCUUUGUAACAGGGGAUUAGGAAUAUGAGAUUAUUUUCGAAAUUUUAAUGUUUUAGUUAUUGAAUGGUUGAGACGUUCACUGAAUUGUUAUUAUUUAGUUUUGAUUUUUUAAUUGCAGUCGAUUGAUACUUUUAUUUGUUAUUGAAGGUGUGAAGUGAUUAUUCGAUCAAAUAAUCACUCCGAGGUUUAUCACUUGUUCGACGACAUGAGUUAUCAUUAUCAAGAAAAUGUAUCACGCGAAAUGUCGGAGGGGUGCUAUUGAAUUGUAAUUCUUUGGUUCUUCGUGAAAUAUUGAUUGAGAAAGAUAAAAAAUAAUUGAUAAUUGAAAUUUUUUUUGUAUGAUUAUUGGUAACUUCCUCACCUGAAGGGAGGAAGUUAUUUAUGAUA